AUGUCACGAAAAGAACCAGUAAAACCAGUGAACGAUCUAAUUCGAUUUUGGAAUCAAGCGGCAAAUGGAUCAAAUGACGAACCAAAGAAUCCAUUGCGACAGCAAACAAUGCCGACUGAGAAUCCGACUGGUGUAAGGCAGGGACCACUGGCAAGACGAUCUACGGCACCAUUACAAGCCGAAACGUCUUCGAAUGCCAAGUCGUCGCAGACGAAAACUGCCGAAAACUCUCGUUUGACCAGUGGCGCCAUAAAGAAAUCCGUGAUUACGAAUCUGAAUGACAGCCAAACAACAGGAAAUGCUAGUUCAAGUAAAAAGACAUCAAUUGGCAUGACGACUAGCGCGGCAUUGACUAAUUCCUCUGAUUCAGAUAACAAACCGGAAAUGGAACCACCUGGGACGAGCUUUUCAAUAAUUAAUAUACAAACACUAUCGACAAAAACUGACAAAGGUCGAAUGAAUUGGAGUUCGCUCCCACAACCGGCUUCAUCAGAUCCACUAUCAUCUUCUUCAACAGGCACUUCGCCAGCAAUAGCAGCCCUCGAGAAGAUACGAAAUUCUACGCAGGAAAAUGUUGAUUUGUUCACGCGAAGACAAUCUGUUCGUGGACCACGACCGCCAACAGAUCGAGUCGGUACGUUGAUUACGAAAUUUAAGAGUGCGACCAACUCGGGUGUUACAUCCCCGAAAUCACCAGAUUCACCGACCGGAGAACAGAGAACGCAUGAGCUCGUAUCGCCAACCAGUCCCAUUUCGAUUGGAUCGUUUGAAGAGACGGUGACUAGGGCGUUUUCUAGUGAUGGUGCCUUUUCUCCUCCGCUCUCUCCUCCUGGUGUUCGGGAUUAUACUGACAAAAGAGGAAAAACAUCGAAAUAUAUUUUCGAUAAAGA
This is a messenger RNA of Paraglomus occultum, 890 nucleotides long. The record is from the annotation of a GenBank genome assembly. Lineage: Eukaryota; Fungi; Glomeromycota; Glomeromycetes; Paraglomerales; Paraglomeraceae.